GGUGCGCGGCAGCAUGGCUGAAGGCCGAGGGCGGCCGCCGGUCGCCGCCACGCUCACGCUGCUGUUGUCGCUUGGCGUCUCCGUGCCCGGGCUGCUGCGGGCCGGGCCCGCCGCCCGCUCCGCCGCCUCGUUGCGGCCUGCCGCCCUGCGCUCGGGGGAAGUUCACAGGUUAGUUACCUACAUCUUUGUCUAUGAAGACCUGAUAUCCUUGACCUGCGGUGCCAUUAUCAUCUGGUAUUUUGCUGGCAGCUUUGAGAAGAACGUUGGCACUGUGAAGCACUGCUUCCUCACCAUCGCAUUUGCUGUCCUCUCCGCCCUCCUGUUCCUCUUACUCGAGACCAUUGUCUUGAGGGUGACAGAGGUGGAGGAUGCCAAAGGAUUCAUGCCAGUAGCUUUUGCUAUGUUGGGUGUGUCCACCACCCGCUCGCAGAUGAAGAGGACCCUGUUUUUUGGGGUUAGAGUUCCAGUGAUGCUGGUGCCAUGGUUUAUGCUCUGUAUAGCAUGGUUUAUCCCCCACUCUUCUCUCUUGAGUAACCUGUGUGGGCUCCUAACCGGAGAAGCCUAUGGCCUUGGAUACUGUUUCUGCUUGGAUUUUCCAGAGUCGGUGGGCUCUAAGCUGGACCGGGUGUUCCCUUUCAGCCUGCUAAAGAGGAUACCAGGGCUGAAAUAUAUCCCAGGGUCCUUAGCAGAGAGAAGAGCCCUUGAAAGUAGCAAAUGCAGCACCCCGGUGUUCAGAGCCAGGGGUUUCAACACCACUGCGCUCCAGGAUACGGCCAUGCUCUGGGACACGAGGGAUCUCAGCACAGCCAUGCUGCAGGACACAGCCUCACUUCUUCCCCCUACCAAGCCAGAAAAGCCUUUGGAGAGUGUUACGUGCAGGCCCCCGCUGGAGCCUCACCGGGCCAGUGCUGCCAGGGCAAGUUCUCUCCCCCACAGCGUGUGUGCCCGACUGAUCCACAGACGCCUGCAGGUGUGGGCCCCCUGGCUGGGGUUCAGGAAGCAUCAGGAUACCCAACAGCCACAGUGGUUUCUGUUUCAGCUGAAUUUUCAACAGUCCAGGUGUACUGAUCCUCCAGGAAGCAGCAAGGCUAUCAUACAGUGGCAGGACCAUUGUGUGAUCCUCCAGAAAGCUGCAGGAGCAUCUCUGCUGUCUCAGGGGUGACUAGUGGAAUGGGUUGGUAGCUCGACUGUAGGCCAUUCCCCUGCUCCCUGGCACAAGUUACUUUAAUUAUAUUUUCUUUAUUUUUCUUUUUUAAAAUUCUUUUAUACUGCUGGGGGAUAGGGACUCUGUCACCUCUGUGUACUUCUCACCCUUUUGUAGUCUUUUUUCACUUUCAUUUAGCAGCUGACUUUUUCCACACUGCCACUAGAGUUAUGGUGCGUCAACUCCCCAACUCAAGCUAGGAGCCUAACUGGCAAAACACUGGAUUAAUCUGGAGUUUAACUAGGCUGCAGCAAUGAGGACAUGUUCCAUCUACACUGAGGCUCUUAGCCUCCUAUCUUGUUUACAGGUUUGAUGUAGUUAGGACCUAAAAGAGGUUGAAAUCAUGGAAGCCUUGGUUUAUAACUUAACAUGUGAGUGGAGAGGGACAGAUAUCUGUUCUACUAGUGACUUCUCCACUAAGUGUGCCUUGAAGUGGGCUUGUUAAAGCAGGGCUGGGGUAAGAGUGCAGAAUACCCUUUUCUGCCCCCCCAACCACAGCUCUAAAAUGCUGAAGGUCCUUCUUAGCUUCAGUCUGUGCAUGCAUCAACAUGUUGCCUUCAUUUCCUGGUAGCACUGCACUAGCCCAGCCUGUGUUGCCAGAGCUUGUCCAUAAGGCAACCACAGAUACAUGAAAAGUAGUGGAAGACAUUAAUAAGGGAUUUGGACCAUUUGUGGAGCAAACGUGUAACGAUCCAAGCAGCUGGGAGGGACCUUAACAGUGGGUUAGAAGAAUUAACUGGAAUGUAGCAAUUCCACUGGGGGUGUUCACACUGCUCAGCUUCAGAUGUCUCACCCACCAGUAUUAGCACAAUCUCUCCCUGUUUUCUUCAGAGCUGGUGGAAGGGUGUGUGGGAGAGGGGAGUUUAGCAAGGGAUUCAGAGCAGGAUGCAGUGUUUGGUGCCUGUGGUGGUAGUGAAGGAAUUCAGUCAAGUUGGUGGGACUUGAAUUUUAUUUCCAGCUGUGUAGCUGCUUUACUGUGCCAUGCCCAGGAGGAAUCUGCUGUCUCUGUGUCUGUAAAUCAGCCAGGAUCUCAACUGUUGCCCUUGAUUCUUUGCUUAGAGUUUGAUUGUGCUCCAAAAAAAAAAAAAAAAAAUGCUAUAUGAAGCACAAAGUGC
Messenger RNA from Tyto alba (common barn owl), 2319 nucleotides. It is a transcript of the gene RHBDD2, whose product is annotated as rhomboid domain containing 2. Gene Ontology annotation, cellular component: membrane. The transcript has 4 exons. Bases 14 to 1162 code for a protein of 382 amino acids. Gene Ontology annotation, molecular function: serine-type endopeptidase activity. Lineage: Eukaryota; Metazoa; Chordata; Aves; Strigiformes; Tytonidae. The record is from RefSeq and is a predicted model, not a curated record.